Molecule: messenger RNA, 381 nt
Organism: Suillus plorans
Lineage: Eukaryota; Fungi; Basidiomycota; Agaricomycetes; Boletales; Suillaceae
Exons: 3
Coding region: 1-381 (126 amino acids)
Source: RefSeq, a predicted model, not a curated record
AUGCCAAAGGACCGCUUGGCACAAUGGACACAAGAAGUGGUGUCAAGUUCUAAGGUGCACCGUUGUAAAAUCUCGGGAAUGGCCAAAGAUGUAGAAUCGCGCGUUCGUGAAGCACAGCGGCAGUUCCCUGCAUUCAAAGAUCAGCUUGUGCUCAUGCUAGACAUGACUGUGUAUCCGCCAGAGGUCCACGUGCUCCCCGUGCACAAGCUUGAGCAGUUUCCUGGGGAUGACCCCAUAUGGCCAGAGAUCGCUAUCGAGAUUCGCCAACAAAGCGACUCACCACCGAAAGGAUACAUGUUUUCGGUGGUCAAGGUCCACUUGGGGAAGUCGAAGUUCACACUGUUCAGCCCGAGCACGGCGUUGUUAUUUUUCGGACAAUGA